Messenger RNA from Gilbertella persicaria, 1174 nucleotides. RefSeq names its product Peroxin 13, N-terminal region-domain-containing protein. Gene Ontology annotation, cellular component: peroxisome; peroxisomal importomer complex; peroxisomal membrane. Gene Ontology annotation, biological process: protein import into peroxisome matrix, docking. The record is from RefSeq and is a predicted model, not a curated record. Gene Ontology annotation, molecular function: protein binding. The coding region runs from base 373 to 1170 and encodes 265 amino acids. Lineage: Eukaryota; Fungi; Mucoromycota; Mucoromycetes; Mucorales; Choanephoraceae. The transcript has a single exon.
AUUCAGCAAUUUUUAUUUAUUAUGCCUUCACCUCCAAAACCUUGGGAAGUCAAUAACAACGCAGCUUCAACUACUCCCGUUGUCUCUCAAACAACUACAACAGAUAUCACACCCACAGUACCUACUAGACCUUCUACUAUGAAUACAACUAAUACCUAUGGAACAAGUAAGUAGAAGGAAAAUAACAAGAAUACUAAGACUUGUUUAGUGGGAUAUGGAAACACAACCACUGGAUAUGGUGGCUAUAAUUCGAGUUAUAAUAGUCCUUAUAGUCGUCUAGGCUAUGGUGGUUAUGGCUCAAGUUACGGUGGUUAUGGUUCAAGCUAUGGUGGUUAUGGUUCAAGUUAUGGUGGUUAUGGUACUUAUGGAGGUAUGAAUUCAUAUGGAUACAAUCGAUUUGGUGGAGGAUACAAUCGCUUUGGAAAUGGAAUGUAUGGACCUGAAGGGCCUGAUGAAUCCAGUAUGACAAGGCGUAUGGAAUCCAGCACACGAGCCACAUUUGAUGUGAUUGAAUCUAUCGUAAGUGCAUUUGGUGGAUUUGCUCAAAUGCUCGAUUCGACCUAUAUGGCAACACAUUCUAGUUUCAUGGCUAUGGUGGGCGUGGCAGAGCAAUAUGGGAAUCUUCGACAUUAUCUAGGUAAUAUAUUCAAUGUGUUUGCUCUUAUUCGAUGGAUCAAGCGAUUGCUUUAUCGAUGGACAGGAAGAACACCACCUCCUGAAUUAGUCGAAUCAGAACAACAACAACAACAACAACAACAACAACAACAACAACAACAACAAGAUGUAGAAAACGAACCCCUUCAGAUAACAGAAAGUGAAGGGCCACGCGUAUCUCGUAAACGACCUGUGCUUCUAUUCUUGGCUUUAGUGACAGGGCUACCCUACAUUAUGUACAAGUUAAUACAACGAUCCAAUCACUAUAGACAACAACAAAUGCAACAAAGAAUGAUGAUUCCACAAUUCAGUGGUCCACCACCAGAAACAGCGCGAGUCAUGCAUGAUUUUGUAGCCGAGAGUCCUAUUGAACUUUCCCUUCAAAAAGGAGAUACAGUGCAUGUGCUGUCUAAAGUAGAUCCUGCGACAGGAGCACCUUGUGAAUGGUGGCAAGGAAGAUCAGCAAAUGGCACGGUUGGCAUUUUCCCUGCUAAUUAUGUACACAUUGAAAAUUAAACAG